AUGGUAAGCGAUAGAGAAGUUCUGGAGUACGCCAAGGAAGGUAAUACGUCUCAGUUGCUCAAAACUUUGAAUUCCGGAACCAAGGCGCAGCAACGAACACCACUUCACUGUGCAGCUAGUCAUGGACAUUUGCCAGCUGUCGAGAUCAUGCUGAAAAAUGCAGUAGAUAUCGAUGCUCAAGAUAACUCCGGGGCAACUUCGUUGCAUCACGCUUGCCGUGAAGGACACCAUAAGAUUAUUGAACAUUUGCUACAGCUUGGAGCCAAUAUUAACGAUAAAAAUUGCAAAGAGGUGACUCCAUUACACACUUCAUGUGCUAAAGACAAUGUCGAGAUUUCCAAAUUUCUUAUCAAGAAAGGAGCUGAUACGAAAGUGACGGACAAAGAUGGAGUAACUUUUUUUAUUGCCAUUAUUCGUUGGUACAUUCGAGGAGCUAUCAGUGAUCUUAGUAUAGAAACACCACUACACCAUGCAUGUCGUUCUGGAAAAGUUGAAGCUGUUAAGCUUCUAAUUAAAUAUGGAGCCGUCGUGUGCCCAAAAGAAAACUUCGAGAAAACCCCACUACACAUUGCAUGUGCUCAAGGAAAUGCUGAAGUUGUUAAAAUUCUUUUGGACAACAGUGCAAAUAGUAAUGCUGAAGACGAAAACCGGGAAACCGCACUGCAUUAUUCAUGUCGUUAUAAUCACUGUAACAUUGUUAAUCUUCUGAUUACACACGGAGCUGCACUUGAUGUUCAAGACAAAAAUAAGGAAACUCCACUACACUAUGCAGCUAAUUUCGAUCGCACUAGAAUUGCUGAACUACUGCUGCAGAAAGGAGCACAUGUAGAUUCAAUAAAUGCAGAAGGAAACACUCCACUACACUGUGCUUGCUGUCGCGGACACAUAAAUACAGUGAAAAUUCUUGUAAAUCAUAAGGCGGAUAUAAACGCCUGGAAUUACCAUAAGAAAAGCGUGUUGGAUGUAGCACGUUCUUCCGGUAAUACUGAAAUUUUUAACUUUUUGCAAAAACAGGGUGCUACCCGUGGUGGUUCUGACUUCGACCAGCUUUAUGUGUCAGAAAUUGGUCAAAUUUCCAACGCCAGUUACAGUUCAGGACAUAAGAAAACUGUAGAGUCAGAUCAAACAGAAACAACUUGUCCGACAACCAGUAAAGAAUCAGUGAUAUGUUUCAAAAUUAAAACAAAAGAUAUGAAGUGCGUAGGACUUGGAAUUAAAAAAGUGAGAAGUGAGAAGUAG
Enterobius vermicularis (human pinworm) is the source of this 1239-nucleotide messenger RNA. NCBI's taxonomy places the organism in Eukaryota, Metazoa, Nematoda, Chromadorea, Rhabditida, Oxyuridae. The record is from the annotation of a GenBank genome assembly.